GCAUCCUCCUUCUUUCGGCGGAAAACGCUUUCCAAGUCGCACGCUUUUCGAGUUUCUUCCGUGGGAUUCAACCUUAACUGCCCCCCAAAAUGUCCGAGGAAGUGGUGGAGUCGACCAACCAGGAUGCGGGCCUCCUGCCGCCGCAGCCACAGGACGAGGAGGUCUGGGAGGAGGAGGGCGACACCACAAUGGUCGCCCAGCAGGCCACCGAGUGGCCGGAAAUCAAGCUCUUCGGCCGCUGGGCCUGCGACGACAUCUCGAUCAGCGACAUCUCGCUGCAGGACUACAUCGCCGUCAAGGAGAAGUUCGCCCGCUACCUGCCGCACUCCGCCGGACGCUAUGCGGCCAAGCGGUUCCGCAAGGCCCAGUGCCCCAUCGUGGAGCGCCUCACCAGCGGCCUGAUGAUGAAGGGCCGCAGCAACGGCAAGAAGCUCCUCGCCUGUCGCAUCGUCAAGCACGCCUUCGAGAUCAUCCACCUGCUGACCUCGGAGAAUCCGCUCCAGGUGACGGUCAACGCCAUCGUCAACUCCGGUCCCCGCGAGGACUCCACGCGCAUCGGACGCGCCGGCACUGUGCGCCGCCAGGCCGUCGAUGUGUCGCCAUUGAGGCGUGUCAACCAGGCGAUUUGGCUUAUUUGCACUGGAGCACGUGAGGCUGCUUUCCGUAACAUCAAAACCGUGGCCGAAUGCCUGGCCGAUGAGCUUAUAAACGCUGCCAAGGGAUCUUCCAAUUCGUAUGCCAUCAAGAAGAAGGACGAGUUGGAGCGCGUGGCCAAGUCGAAUCGUUAAGCUGCGAUUUUUUUCUCUUUUUCACGAACUGAUGCAAACGUACAUACGUUGUUAUGUAAUCAUUUCAUCUUCUAACUAAAUACAGGAAUGUAUUUUAUA
Molecule: messenger RNA, 887 nt
Organism: Drosophila subpulchrella
Lineage: Eukaryota; Metazoa; Arthropoda; Insecta; Diptera; Drosophilidae
Gene: RpS5b
Product: 40S ribosomal protein S5b
Exons: 2
Coding region: 90-788 (232 amino acids)
Biological process (GO): ribosomal small subunit assembly; translation
Cellular component (GO): cytosolic small ribosomal subunit; ribosome
Molecular function (GO): structural constituent of ribosome; mRNA binding; rRNA binding
Source: RefSeq, a predicted model, not a curated record